AUGGAAGAACGAAGGACAAGGGGAAGACCCAGAAUCUAUCUCAAUGAAGGAGAACGCCUGCAAAUGAGGCGGCAACGAGAGACGCCACAGGAGAGGGCUGCUCGCCUCGAGGUAGAUUCCGCAAGACAUCGUCAAAGACGAGAAAAUGAAGAUCCAGGUGAAAGAAACCUAAGACUGUUUGAGAAUGCGGAGCGUCUUCGAACCAGACGUCAACUUGAAACCGCCGAUGAGCGAGCUUCUCGGUUACAGGAGAACGCUCAUAGGCAGCAGCAAAGACGCGGUAGAGAAGAUGCUGACCAAAGAUCUGCUAGGCUGGAGAGGAAUGCUCGACGAGAGCAAGGCAGGCGUGAGUCACAGAGUGUCGCAGAGCGCGCCGCUAGGUUGGAGGGAAAUACACAACGGCAGAGAAGAAGACGUGAACUGGAAAGUAUCGAACAACGGUCAGCAAGGUUGGAGGCCAAUGCGCAGCGGCAGCGAAGAAGACGUCAAGAGGAAAGAAGCCAACGAGUUGUUGAAUUGCAAGCAGGACAGGCUAGGCAUUUAGAAACCGUCGAACGAAGAGAUAGCAUGUCGUCAUCAAACAUCUCGGUUCAACAAAGAAGGCAAGGAUUGGAAAGUGCAGGAGAGCGAUCCCCUCAACUGAUGGAAGAUGUUGAGUGGCGCCGCCUGAUCGAAGGGAGGCAUGAGCAACUACACGUUCCAGGUAACCGUCGGCGACGAAGUGGACCUGCCCAGUUUGUCGGAGCUGCGUUGCGUACACGUGUAACCGAAUCGAACUAUUUGGGAGAGCUCAAUCAAAGGUGUGUGGAUUGUGGAGCAUUGCAUUUUGCUAGCGAGGUCAAAUCUAAUCAUCCAGGAAAGUUUAAAGAGUGUUGCCAUCUUGGGAAAUUCACCUUGAAUUUUUUCGAAAACUUUCCUGAAGAGUUGCGAAGACUUUAUGUACGUGCACCUGAGUCCACGGCCGAACAGCGACACAAUCAGAAAAAUUUCUUAGAGAACAUACGAAAUUUCAACUCGGCCCUAGCUAUGGCAUCAAUGGGCGCACAGGUUGAUUCGCUGCCCGGGCGAGGUCCCUACUGUUACAGAAUUCAUGGACAAAUCUAUCAUAGACUAGGACCUCUUCAUCCUAGAAAUGGGGAACCACGCCAAUAUGGGCAAAUCUACAUCUUAGAUACGGAGUUGGCUGCUCAGCAGCGUCUCGGAAACGCAAGAAACACAAACUGUGAUCCACGUCUAAUGCGCUUCCUCAGUGAUCUAUUAUCGAAUGUGAAUAUGUAUGCAAGAUCAUUUAAAAUGAUGAGUGAAGUGGAGCGAGCGGAAAUCGCCCUGGCUGCCCAGGAGAAUCGUACCCCUUUGAAUAUUCGCAUGGUGUUUGAAGAGAGUGCCGAAAGAGGUUUAGUUCGUCGACAGUAUGAUCUUCCCACCGCAAACGAGGUUGCAGUAAUUUACGUUGGCGAAGACAACGACGUGCCUGCAAACAGAAGUCUUGCAGUUCAUCUGCGUAGUGGAACCGGCGAAGAGCUCAUGAAUAUCCGUGACAUUGACAAAAUCUGUGACCCGCUAACAUAUCCGCUGCUUUUCCCAACUGGCGCAGGAGGAUGGGAUCCGAGCUUAGAAAUACGGCAGGCUUACGCAUCACGCAAAAAGACUACUACGCAUACCUAUUUUCGAUUCGUGAUACGUUUAAUCCGAUUCUACACGCAGGAAAGCUCUGCCAACAAUUUGCAGUUGAUGCAUACGUAA
Molecule: messenger RNA, 1743 nt
Organism: Ostertagia ostertagi
Lineage: Eukaryota; Metazoa; Nematoda; Chromadorea; Rhabditida; Trichostrongylidae
Source: the annotation of a GenBank genome assembly